Molecule: messenger RNA, 312 nt
Organism: Protopolystoma xenopodis
Lineage: Eukaryota; Metazoa; Platyhelminthes; Monogenea; Polystomatidea; Polystomatidae
Source: the annotation of a GenBank genome assembly
AUGUUGGAGGUAAGCAUUAAUACAUUGAAAACCUUUGUGCCUUUAGCUCUGGUAUACGCAACCAUAUUUGGAAAUAUAACUACAAUCGUGCAGCAAAUGUAUUCUGCAAGAACAAGAUAUAAUGAUAUGAUGAAAGGAGUUAAAGAUUUUCUCAAAAUACAUGAUGUACCUCAGGAGCUUGGCGAGCGUGUUGUUGACUACGUUACUUCAUCUUGGGCAACUACCAAGGGUAUCGAUACUAUAAAGGUAAUUUUUUACUUUAACAAACAUUGUUUUUUUAAUCUAUUGAACAUGAGGCGGCAAGAAUCUUAG